Aspergillus aculeatinus CBS 121060 is the source of this 1083-nucleotide messenger RNA. RefSeq lists its product as uncharacterized. The transcript has 6 exons. The coding region runs from base 1 to 1083 and encodes 360 amino acids. NCBI's taxonomy places the organism in Eukaryota, Fungi, Ascomycota, Eurotiomycetes, Eurotiales, Aspergillaceae. The record is from RefSeq and is a predicted model, not a curated record.
AUGCCGUUCACUCGGCAUGACUACAAACAAAGUGUCUUCAAGGAUCAGCACCAACAAGAUCCUCCCUCGUGCCGGAAAGAGGAUCUAAAUCUUGCCAGCGUAAUCCAAAUGGCCACGUCUGAAAACCCCAGCGACAGGCGACCCGCCCCCGACGGGCUUCCCUUGUGCACCGAGAAGACUCCGGUACCAUUUGAAUACUGGGCACGGGACGCGACCCAGUUUGAGCGCCAGCUGCUGGAGAUGCCGGCGGCACAGGACCAUCCGGUGGCCAAGGCUGGGGACAUCAGCUGUGCCUAUAUGCCAUCCGACAGUCAACCCCACCGGGUGGGAAAGCUAAUCCAGCAACGGGGCAAGGUCAUGAUGGGGCAAGAGCGAUGUACCCGCUGCGCGAAAGACUCUUUCUGUCCACUGCUCCGCCAGAUGGCUCCAUCUUCAAACUCCAAGUCGCCCACCCCUCAGGCCGAGCCCUGGGCACAGAGUGCGGACUCUACAUCUUCAAUGUCCGAGACCAGCACCAAGCCAACCAGCAAGAUCCUUUCUGCGAAGACUGCCCCCUUCUAUCCUACCACCCCCAAGCUUGCUUUCGCCCAGCCUGCCACCGCCCAGCCUCGCUCCAACAAGGGCAAGACAUCGUCUAUAUUGGACAUUAUCAGCGCCGAGCAAGUCGGUCGCCAGGAUGGACCCGCUCAGAAGACUUCCUUGGGAGUUUGUGUUCCUGAUCAAGCAGUACAAACUCAAGAUGAAGCAUUUGGAAAUGGCAGCAAUAAGGUUCCACUCCUCGAACCCCCGCCUCGCCUCCAAGGAGGGAUGGAUAAGGUGACCGAGGCAGAUGGCAGAAUCAUGGAGGCAUACUACCAUCGUCCAUAUGGCGGCAUGUAUUCCGGGUCGGUGCGAACGGGGGAUUGGCACACGCUCAGUACUCCCGACGCGACUGCAAUGCCCCUCCCAAGCUGCGAGCUUCUGCGUAUGCAGGUCGUUUUGACACGGAUUCUGAGGCUGUCCGGGGAAGAGCGAAACCGAGAGCUUUGGACCAGUCGCGAGGACGGGAAAGAGCCUGAAUACCAGAUCGAAGAAACACGAUAG